Molecule: messenger RNA, 4349 nt
Organism: Seminavis robusta
Lineage: Eukaryota; Bacillariophyta; Bacillariophyceae; Naviculales; Naviculaceae
Source: the annotation of a GenBank genome assembly
GGUAGACACCACCAUUACUAAAGGAUAAUGACUAAAUCUUGAACUAAACAACCACCUAAAGGAUUCCUUUUAGUCACUACUUUAGUCCCUCCGGUAGAGACCGGCCUCAGUGACUCGAUCAUCUUGGGGUAGUUUUUCGGGCUUCUUUUCGGUGAGCUGCUUGUAUUGGUAAUAGGCAAGGGUUCCCACGCAAAUGGUAGUAAAAAAGCAGUAAUCAAGCAGGGAAGAUCCAGCUCGAGACGACAUGAUGACGAGAAAUUGCAACAGUUUCGAAGAGAGAAAGCAAAUUGCUACCCACAGAGAGCAACAGACCUUCCUGAACACUCUUCCACCUUCCACCUUCCACCAAUACAAAACAAGGUCAAUCACGUCUUUGCCUGUGGCUGUGGCUGAUACGACUGCACACGGCGAAGAAGCCCCAUAGACGAGAAAUACCGGUACUAAUAAUAACAAUAUUAUUGGGUGACGUCGGCUCUUCGUCUUCUCAUCUCUUGCGUUGCCAAAGAGUCGGUAAGGUACUGGUACCGGUGAUGAGAGUACCAGGGUGGUACAGGCGUUACCGUAACCGCCAAUGUCGCCUCGAAGCCAAAAAACACCUGACCACCGCAGAACGAGAAACGGUCACUUUUCCCAUCCUAACGAUUGUACGAGUACUCCGUACCGGUAUUGCACGCCCGCGUUUUGCAUGGGGCACAAAGUUCUACUACAAGCUGAACGGUCGAAGUGGACAAAACCUGCAUGUAACACUGCUUGUGGAGGUUGAGGAUCUGGACUCGGGAGUGAUAGGAGUAAUUCCGGUGUUUCGGUAGCACACGUAAACGUGUAAACGAACAUCGGACAACUCUCCUCAUGAUGGAUCAUGGGAUGGAGCGACUGUAGCGAAAGUCCCCAAUCCAGCCGUAAGCCAUAGCAGAGCAUGCGUGACACGAAGGCUGCAUUAACGCGGAGGAACAUUGGAGGCGCCAACGUGUCACUGGCGAGAGCAGUUUAAGGCAGGUGUUGUGUCGCAGCAGUGGUGGAAAAGUGCCGGCGAAAUGGCGACUGCCGCAAAUGGAUGAUUUGUAGAGAGGUUGAAAUCGAGGCUUGGCAGCCAGAGCGAGCAGCAGUGCUGCGAAACUGAUGCGGUAUCGCACAGGACCGACGUUUCCGCAGCCGGGACAUUGCAUUCACAGAUUCGCGAAGAAGCAAGGCAGCAGGGCUUUGGGGGGGGGGGUGAAAGUAGUGCACUCCCUCCGAGACGAGUUGAGGAGCACGACGUUCGCAAGUGAAAUGGAAAGGAACAACUCGAAUGAUCAUUUGUCGAAUGUACCGGUGGUGCAAGUCACCUCCCCGUUCAGCAAAAGUUUCGGUGGCCCCGGUAACAGUAUUUUGUGAGCUCUUCUCCAUUUCUCGAUGUAUUGCUGCUCCUGGUUCUGCGGUUUGUGAGUCUCGUUGAUUUGCAGACCACGGUUGUCAAGUACUUCCGUAGACUUUGCGGCAAGGCUCCGAAGAGCAAAAAAAGGGAGGAAUCCUAGUAGUAGGCGCGAGCUUCAGCUUCGAGUGCACGGACCUUGCCAUUGCAAAGAUCUUUCACGAGCCAAAGGUACUACCGUAGUACUGUCAUCUUUCUUUAGUGGUCUUAUAUCCUUUAUUUGUUCUCUUAAGGCUCUGUGUACCGCUAUUCGAGCCACAGUUUGUGACGCUUUGACGCUUCGACGCCGCAACCAACGGUCAUUACGGUACAGUAGCAUAAAAAUAGAGAGGAAAGGGAGUUGGGAGCUGGUCUUGUGGGUACUACAGCAUCCAUCGUUGCAUUCCUUCUGAUUGCGCAACCGCACCUGCAGAACCCACAAGCGAUAGAAUCAAAUCAUGUUUAGCAAGAGAAGUCCGGUUGAGACAUCGAGACUUUUAGGAUGGUUGACACUAUUGAUGCCACAGCUGUUUCUCCCCUUUAGCUUCGUGGCACAAGCCCAACAGAUGCCAUCCCUGGACCUUCCACUGUGGACAAAUGACAAGAACCAAAGCUACCGUCAGGAUCUCUGCGAACGUUACCGGACAUAUUCAGAGAAUGGGGAGAGUAUCGAGUUUGCUCUGGAAGGACUGCAGCUUCACACUGCCGCCAUCACGGGCAAUUUCUUCAUUCUAGACAACAAAGGUGCUUUGAACCAGGAAUACCCGGGAUUGGGCGCCAGACUGUUGGAUCAACUGGCGGAGAGAGGGCGCUAUACCUGGCGAAAUAGCUUUGCGGCUUAUGGAGAACCAGGAGAAAACCGGACGUAUACUCAACUUCUCUUGUGGUCUACAGAAUACUACGAUGUCAGUGCCGAUUGGUGGACAGAAACUCUAGCACGUCUAAGGCUGGGACUUGCCUUCCCUCAUGGUUGGUAUGAUGCCAGCUACAUUUUGGUUGGUGCGGAACAAGAGCAUGAAGAGCAUCAGAUUAAUUUGUGGGGUUGGACACAGCCAUUUGAGGCUCCAGUUUGGGGCUCCAUUGCCGCCACCAUUGUUCUUUCAGGUGUCAUUUACCAAGCAUUGGAGUUUAUAGGGUGCCCGAAAAGACACCAGGAUGAGAGAAAGCAUGAAACCUUGGGAAAUGAUAUCUUUCUGAGUGCGCUGCUAUUCUCACAGCAUUUUCAAUUCGCACCUCGCACCCCAGCCUCCAGAAUUUUUGCGGCGUCCAUGGCACUUUGGGCACUGCUGAUCAGUUCUGCCUACACUGCAAAUUUGGCCAGUUUCUUUGUCAUCCAGAAUACACCUAAUGUGCCUGUUGCAAGUAUUGAUGAUGCCAUUCGCCUUCACAUGCCCCUUUGUGUGCUCGCGACAACAGCUCCCGCAAUUUACGUGGAGCAAACGUUUCCCAAAGCCAUUCUCAUUCACAAACAUGAUGAGAUUGAUCUCUACAAUGCCUUGAACAAGGGAGAAUGUGCUUUGGUUGUCACAACACGAGCUAGUUUCAUACAAUAUGAGAAGGAACAAGUCACCAAUGCUGACUGCCGACUCACAUGGGUUGGACGUACAAUUCACGUGGCCAGGGCAGGCUUUGCCACCAAGGCAGAUUCAGGAAAGCAUUGUACAAGUCUGAUUGCUGAUGUUUUGAAUUUGCAUUUGAUCGAGAUGGAGGGUGAUGGGACUAUCAACGCACUGUGGAAGGAACACUUGACACGCACCAGUGACCAAGAUUGCAGUGCACUACACAAACAAUCAGCAGGGACAACAUCACCAAGGAACAGCAUUCAAGAAAUGGCAGGACUAUUCAUUUUGCACCUCAUGUUGACUGGUGUAGCCAUCGUUGUGGCAGUUUUUGAUAAAUUCUGGAUCAAUCACAAGGAGAAGGAGCACAGACGAAGAAUUACCUUGGCAGCUGCAGCUGCAUCCACUGAUCAAAGUACAACCGACAUGAAGGGUAGGCUGGACGAUGGUGACAAGAAGAACCGCGAAAGUGUCAGCAGAAAUAAUGACGAGGAUCCUAGCUACAGUGCCAAUAAUGAAAGCUUCAGUUCCAAUCUCGAUGCUCGUCUGUCAAGACUGGGGCCAGGUUUUGGUCUCUUGCGUGGUGGUGGUUUAGACGACAGACCCAACAAACGACGGGCGGCAACAAACAUCGAGUACCAGCUGGCAGAGCUCCAGCUUCGAAAUGAGCAGCUGGAGAUGAAAAUGGAUCAGCGGCAUGACGCCAUGCAGAAAGCAUUGGGGGACAUCACAGAGUUGCUUAAAAGGGGGAAAGAAACGGCACCGUGAGUCUAUGAUGUGACUAGUUACUUUCGAGUACGGUAGGUUGAUGCGACUGGCUUCUGUGCGCGAGUUCUGAAGGACAAGUACCGGUGCCGUAGCUUACGUGUACGGUAGCAGUACCGGUACCGGUACGUAGAGUACUCCCACGGCACCUCCAUCUAAAGCCAACUUCAUUUGCUCCCGGAGCAGCCCAGACAUGUGACUUGCACGGCCCACUGAGUACAGUCGUAAUGGUCUACGUGAACAGAAGAUUUUCACCAGCAGAUACAUGCAUGCGUGGAGUUGCCUUGGGACCAACCUUCAGGCACGCUACCGUACCGGAGCUUUCACGCAGCCUUGCAGGGAGGAUUGAAUACAUGUAAACCAACAGUACUGGUAUUACACCAUGUUUUUGAUUUCUGUCGCAAGGCCUUUUUGAUCGGAAGCUAAUCGGAUGAUGUAAUCACAGUACAGUAUACAGGAGUCCUUUAAUUAAUUGGUUUCCUAGAAUUCGCAUUGAGACUACCGAGUCUCUGGCACUUAGUUAUAAGGGCAGUUGAUCCCGCAUGGCCAAGAUCUAUAAGUGGAAGGUUUCCUCGAGUCCUUAGCUGUAUUAACAGAACCCGGUCAAAUAAGAGGCAGUUCGAUCAUCCAUCAAC